Messenger RNA from Triticum aestivum (bread wheat), 1476 nucleotides. Its product is annotated as G-type lectin S-receptor-like serine/threonine-protein kinase At4g27290. NCBI's taxonomy places the organism in Eukaryota, Viridiplantae, Streptophyta, Magnoliopsida, Poales, Poaceae. The coding region runs from base 1 to 1476 and encodes 491 amino acids. The transcript is spliced from 8 exons. The record is from RefSeq and is a predicted model, not a curated record.
AUGGUGAUGAUUCAGGGCGUUCGGUCUUGCAAUCUUCGUUGUAGAGGUUCAGGGUGUCGAGGCGAAGCUAAAGGACAUGGUUGUGAGGUGAGGAGAGCACGCUGGCUAGGAAUGCUAAUGUAUUCUUCCCUUCCUGUGUAUGCCAUUCUUUUGCUUCUUUCUUGGCCGUUCAGUUUGGUGCCUCUUUGUGCAUCCCAUAACCAGCUUGUCGCUGGCAAGCUGCUCUUCCCUGGCAGUGUCCUCGUCUAUCAAGAUGGGGUGUUUGCCCUGGGAUUCUUCUCCCCGUCCGACUCCACCAAGAACCAUCACUAUGUUGGCAUACGGUAUGACGACAUCCUGGAGCGCACGGUGGUAUGGGUUUCUAACCGUGCGGCACCGAUCACCACUAACCUUUCCUCUGCAAAUCUUGUCGUCGCUAGUUGUUCCAACAUAGUCUUGUCUGAUAGCAAUGGUCAUGUCCUCUGGACAACGAACAAUAACAUCAGCGUCAACUCCAUCUCGGUGGAAGCAGUGUUGGACAACACUGGCAACUUCAUCCUUAGAUCAUUAGCUGACAGUGCCAUCCUAUGGCAAAGCUUCGACCACUCGGCCAACACUCUCCUACCCGGCAUGAACCUCAGGCUUAGCCACAACACGCUUCCACUGCAGGACCUCGUCUCCUGGAAAGGCCAACAGGACCCAUCCACCGGCCACACCGGCGAAGCCCGGUGUGGACAAACUACCUCUAUGUUGGUGGAUUCAACGAGUCUACCAUUUACACGGCCUUACAUCAUGCCGACAAUGAGGAUGGAGAUUGACUACUCAGGCAAGAAGUUGUCCCAGUUUGCUAGUGCCUUGACGGUUUUGAGCCGAGGGAUGGUGAAGGAUGGAUCGCCGGUAGCUUCUCACAGGGAUGCCGCCAGAAGGAGGUGCGAAGGUGCACCCAUGGAGACGAUGAGCAACAUGGAUAUUGAUGGGGAUGGCACAAGAUGCCUGGGAUGGAUGGGAGAUUUGAUUGACAUGGAGAACCACACUCAAGGAGGGGAGAACCUAUAUGUUCGGACUAAAAGAUUACAAGGCAACAUGAGAAAGAUCACAACCCUAGAAAUUGUAUUACCAGUUGUUUCAAGUUUUCUGAUAUUCAUAUGCGUGGGGCUUAUUUGGAUCUAUGCCUCUCGAGGAAGGACAUACCAAUUGAGUUGUUGGAACAUUGCGUGGAGCUUAAGGAAGGAUGGGAAAGUGAUGGAUCUAAUCGACUCAUCUAUCAUCAAGGGUUGCUCUCUCGUUGAAGCUUUACGAUGCAUCCAUAUCGGACUCUUGUCGGUGCAGGAUGACCCAGAUGCUCACCCUCUCAUGUCUUGGGUGGUAGCAAGCCUGGAUAACGAAGACAUUGAGAUCCCACAACCGAAAGAACCUAUGUGCUUUGCACACCGUAACUACAGAGCCAGCGAAAGCCAUGUACAUGACAUGAGCCUCGAAAACCUCAAGGAGUGCUAG